Molecule: messenger RNA, 883 nt
Organism: Panicum virgatum (switchgrass)
Lineage: Eukaryota; Viridiplantae; Streptophyta; Magnoliopsida; Poales; Poaceae
Product: pathogenesis-related protein PR-4-like
Exons: 2
Coding region: 227-670 (147 amino acids)
Biological process (GO): defense response to fungus; defense response to bacterium
Molecular function (GO): RNA nuclease activity
Source: RefSeq, a predicted model, not a curated record
AAUAUUGGCAGCUCGCUCGUGGAAUUCCAAGGCAGCGUCUAGAAUCUAGCAGAUUUGGCAAAAGUUUUGCCGCGAAUUUCGGGCGAUCGAGAAGAGUCAAUGCGAUGCUCGGUCUCAUCAGUCUCAGCUAUAAAUCGUAGCAGCAGCACAGCACAAGCUAUUAGCGAAGAGAUCUGUUGCAUAGCUUACGGCGAGUAAACUCUCAUUCUUAUCUGAGCUUAGGAGGAUGGCCGGAGGAGGGCGGCUUGCGCUGGUGGCGGCGCUGCUGUGCGCGGCGGCGGCCAUGGCCGCGGCGCAGCAGGCGUCCGGCGUGCGCGCCACCUACAACUACUACCGCCCCCAGAACAUCAACUGGGACCUGAACGCCGCCAGCGUGUACUGCGCCACCUGGGACGCCGGCAAGUCGUACCAGUGGCGCAGCAGGUACGGCUGGACCGCCUUCUGCGGGCCCGCCGGCCCCACCGGCCAGGCCUCGUGCGGGCAGUGCCUCCGGGUGACGAACUCGGCGACGGGCGCGUCGACGACGGUGAGGAUCGUGGACCAGUGCAGCAACGGCGGGCUGGACCUGGACUACGACACGGCGUUCAGCAAGAUCGACACCGACGGUUCAGGCGUCCGGGACGGGCACCUCACCGUCAGCUACCAGUUCGUCAACUGCGGCGACAACUGAAAACUGAUGAUGACUCCAUCACCAGGAGCAGCAGCAGCUGCUGCUGCACGUAUAUAGAAUUAUAUAUGUAACCCCACAUGGUGAAAUUAAACUUGAGGAUGAAUAAGUGGGCGUCCAGUGAAAAUAAAUUGAAGCUUUGUUGUUGUUAUUGUUGAACAAUGUGGAAUAAUAAAAAGUUACAUAUCACAAGGCAUGUUGCCUAUACUUUAAAAA